Symbiodinium necroappetens is the source of this 1884-nucleotide messenger RNA. The record is from the annotation of a GenBank genome assembly. Lineage: Eukaryota; Dinophyceae; Suessiales; Symbiodiniaceae.
AUGGUGGGGAGCUUGGAGUUCUGCACAGGUGGCCUGGGCACUCGCAUGGUUUUAGUUCUGGGUCACACGACCUGUGCUUCGAUUUAUGGGGCGACCAGCACCUAUUUCAACAACAGUCGCGGGAAUCCGAGCCCGACCCGUUCAGCACUGGAUGGUCUGCUCUAUGACCUGAGUGUCGUGGCUGAACAAGCGGCCUAUGACAUGGGUCCUCAUGCGGCCCAGGAAGAUGUUGCGGCGCAUGCCGUUAGGAUAAACGUCUUCCACACCAUCGACUUCCUGUUGAAGUUCAGCAAGUCGAUUAGGGAACGGGUCUCCUGCGGCCAAGUGGAGAUACAAGGAGCCCUUUAUCAUAUGGACACUGGCGUAGUCGAAUUCAUGGGCCGCUCGCCGCGGCAAUCUUCCUUGCUGACCUGCAAGGUGGCCAUGCCGCCAUCCGUCGAAGCGCUUUCGAGUGCGGCGAGCCCACGAGGUCGUGUGCGAACAGGUGUAGAUAACCGGGUGCCGGCACUGGAGGCGCUGAACCUUCUGAAAGAAGGGAACGAACGCUUCGCGGUGGGUGCUCCCAUCUCCAAGAUGAGCACUUCUUCCAUGGUGAAUGCUCUCGCCAGCGCCGGCCAGGCACCCUUUGCUGCCAUCCUUGGAAGUGCUGAUUCUCGUGCUCCCAUUGACUCCCUCUUCGAUGCGAUGCCAGGCGAUUUGUUCGUCUUGCGAAACGCAGGAAACACCUGCACCCAUGCGGAGGGCAGCAUGGUGGGGAGCCUAGAGUUCUGCGUCUCCAAACUUGGGACGCGGCUGAUCCUGGUGCUGGGACAUACAGACGACCUGGCCGUCAGAGGUGCUCUCGCCACACACCUGUACGGCAGCACUUCGAAAUCCAUCGGCUCUGCUUUGGAAGGCCUCCUAAUGGACUUGACUUCUGUAGCAGAGGAGGCCUGCAAGGACUUGGGCCCUUUUGCCGACCUGGAUCAGCUUGCGGCGCAUGCAGUCCGGGUGAACGUCUUCCACUCUAUGAACUUUCUGCUGAAGUUCAGUGAGACGCUGAGAGGCUUCGUGCGCAGUGGGGAGCUAAUGAUCCAGGGUGGCAUCUACCAUCUCUCCACGGGACGGGUGGAGUUUCUUGGCCGCUCGCCAGAGCAGGAAGAGCUUCUGUCCUCGAGCAUCCAGCUACCGCCCUCCAUGUCGGCAUUGCCCAUUCGAACCACAGGAGACGAUGCUAUCCUGCCGGAGCAGUCCCUUCAGCUACUGAAGGCGGGCAAUGAGCGUUUCGCAGUUGGCAUGCCGCUGGCUGGGGGCAUCACUGCCGAGAUGAGGAAAGCCUUGGCAAGAGAGGGUCAGGCGCCCCAUUCGGCCAUUGUCGGCUGUGCUGACUCGCGAGCUGCUCUGGAAGCGAUUUUCGAUGCAAUGCCUGGCGACCUUUUCGUGCUGCGAAAUGUGGGCAACAGUUUCACGCACGCAGAAGGCAGUGUAAUGGGCAGCCUGGAGUUUUGUACUGGCACGCUGCAGACACCGCUGAUCUUGAUUUUGGGCCACACAAGCUGUGCGGCCAUCAAAGGGGCUACCCAUGCCUAUGUGAACUCCACUCAGAACAAGGUGAACAAGGCCGGCAGAGCGCUGGGCUCUUUGCUCGAAAGCCUGAGCACUGUGGCCCAGUGUGCAGCUGAAGAAUUGGACGAGGAUGCAACCGAAGAUGAGAUUGCUGACUUGGCCGUGCAGAUGAAUGUCUUCCACACCAUGGACUACCUGCUGACCAAUUCCGCUUUCAUCAGUGACAAGGUGCAAAGAGGGGAAGUGGACAUCCAGGGAGGGAUCUACAACCUCGAGUCCGGCCGCGUCAACUUCCUCGGGCGCAGUCCGAAUCAAUCCAAGAUCAUCAACACCUUCUAA